Amoebophrya sp. A25 is the source of this 429-nucleotide messenger RNA. The record is from the annotation of a GenBank genome assembly. Lineage: Eukaryota; Dinophyceae; Syndiniales; Amoebophryaceae.
UCCAGUCUGAGUUGCAGAUAAGAUCACAUCAAGCAUUUUCAGGCUUAUAUCUUGACCACAGGGACAAGUAUUAUUUUUUAUACGGCGUAUACAGCAAAUAUAUCAAUCAUUUAGAUCUGUUUCCUCAAACAGCGCAAUCAAAUGAUAGAAGCCCGCUACUUCAAGAAGAAGAAAUAUACAAUCCUAAUCAACGAGGAUGUCGGUGUCCUCGGCCUCGCGUGUUUAUUUUUUCAUCUUUUCAUCCUUCCUCUAUUCUAACUUAGCGAUACCAUGUGUGGCCGCCUCUAUGACAGGGUCUUCGGGGUUUCUUCGUAGAAGCACUAGCAGUGACACUGAACCUGAAGCAAGUAGUGAGGAGCUGGGAAUUGAAAGUCGUGGGGAGGAUCCGGCGAGAAUUGAUGCAACUUCUGAUGCGACGAGAGAUUCCGC